CGUCUCCCACCCCUUUUCACUUUCCCCUUUCACACUGAUUCGUCAGCCAGAGACCAAGCCACGCCUCUUUUCCCACAGUCCGCUUAGUGGUUGGACUGUGAUAGCUGUCAGUCAGAGAACGGGUGGGCGUGUCUUGGCGGUGGGUUGCGUAGCAGCAGCAGCAGCUCUGUGAGACCGGUGGUGGCGUCAGCUCCUGUCAGGGGCAAACGGAGAGACGGAGCGUCCGGGCACCGGAGACUCCCUGCCCCGGGAGAGGCGGCGUCCACUCCUCUGGGGUUGGGGCUAGUCACGAGUUUAAGCAAACACUGCACAUAAGGAAACCUAACAGCAUAGAUUCACAUAAGACAGGCCUUCAACAUUUGCAGCCCAUGUGAGCAGUGUCUAGUGUUGUGAUGAGCGAUGGGGUAUGAUGUAACACGUUUCCAGGGUGAUGUCGACGAAGAUCUUCUCUGCCCCAUCUGCAGUGGGGUUUUGGAGGAGCCAGUUCAAGCUCCUCAUUGUGAACACGCCUUUUGCAAUGCUUGCAUAACACAGUGGUUCUCCCAGCAGCAGACCUGUCCAGUGGACCGCAGUGUUGUAACUGUAGCCCACUUACGCCCCGUACCGCGCAUCAUGCGGAAUAUGCUCUCCAAGCUGCAAAUUACAUGUGACAACGCGGUUUUUGGCUGUACCACCAUUGUCCGACUUGACAACCUCAUGUCUCACCUUAACGACUGUGAACACAAUCCAAAGCGACCAGUGACAUGUGAGCAGGGAUGUGGCCUGGAAAUGCCCAAAGAUGAACUGCCAAACCACAACUGCAUAAAGCAUCUUCGCUCGGUUGUGCAGCAACAGCAGACUCGUAUAGGGGAGCUAGAGAAAGCGGCAGCGGAAAACAAGCACCAGCUGUCUGAGCAGAAACGGGACAUCCAGCUGCUAAAGGCAUACAUGCGAGCUAUCCGCAGUGCCAACCCAAAUCUACAGAACUUAGAGGAGACGAUAGAGUAUAAUGAAAUUCUAGAGUGGGUAAACUCCUUACAACCAGCACGUGUGACCCGCUGGGGUGGAAUGAUCUCAACACCAGAUGCUGUUUUACAAGCGGUCAUAAAGCGGUCACUAGUGGAAAGUGGCUGCCCAGCAUCUAUAGUGAAUGAGCUGAUAGAGAAUGCCCAUGAACGCAACUGGCCACAGGGCCUGGCUACACUUGAGACAAGACAGAUGAACAGACGAUAUUAUGAGAACUAUGUGGCGAAGCGGAUUCCGGGAAAGCAGGCUGUAGUGGUGAUGGCCUGUGAGAACCAACACAUGGGAGAGGACAUGGUACUUGAGCCAGGCCUGGUGAUGAUAUUUGCUCAUGGUGUUGAAGAAAUUUAAAUUCAGACAGAUGAAUAUAUUUCAUAAUUUGCUUCUACAUAUGCUCCAUCCUGUUUAGGAGGCAUGGUGUUCUACCCUAGGCUUACAAUCGAAUGUCUCCAGAUCCCACUCUUGCCACUGGUACCUGCUAGUCGAGUGCUGGGGGUUGAUUUUCCAUUGUUGAUUUUUGUGAUGAAGACUCUGUCCAGGCCAAGCCGUGUUUUAAUUGUUGGUGACUUUCACAAUACACUAUGGCCAAGCCACCAACCAGAACCAAUCCCAUCCAAGUCCAUGUACAUUUCCUUCCCACCGCUUAAUGUGAUUGUAUUAGCCUAUCAGGAGCGACACAAACUUCAACAACUUGGUAAAAUGCAGAUUGGAGACAAAGCUACGCACUAUGAAGAAGGGGCAUUGUGACAGAACUAUGGGCAUUUUCGGUGGGAGGUGCAGAGGCACGCUCUUACAUCACUGGUAUCUGCUGCAGGAUAUAUGCUGAACUUGUGUAGACCACCUGGGACUCGGACUGUGCAGAGAGUUCUGUGAAAGCAGGCUAGAAGAAAAAAGUUGAUUAUUUUUUUAAUCCCUCAAUCACUUUACACUAGUGUUAGCUCAGUUUGUUUUGGCUGAUGUCACAUGAAAAUAUCAGCAGUAUGCAGAAGAUAAUGCAGCCAUUAGGCAAAAAGCCAGACAUUCAUUCUGUUACAUGCAUUUUCCAGUCUUAGGGGUCAAUCCAAUUGUCAGUGAUGAUCUCGCGGGUGCGAGUCAUCGCAGCAGCGGCCGCAGUUUAAGGCAACCCGAACUCGCACAAAAGUGCUCACCAGCUGAUAGGGCUGCGGCCAAUUUUGAGCAAGUGUGGGCCCUCGAAGGGAGCGAGAUUGGGUGCCAUUGCCGUGUUAAAAUGCAACGACAUAUCGCACGCUUCGCACCUAAUUGAAUUUACCCCUUAGAUGUGGACAGAAAAUAGAUAAAAAGAAUGAAUGCAAUAGGUGGUUACUUGUGUAUGUGUAUGGGAGCACUUGCUAUGUUGUGAGUUCUGUGAAGAUGUUUUUUUUUUUUCGUUUACACAAGGAUGCAUGUACUGUGGUGCACAUAUAGAAAUGUCAUUUAUUAUUCGCCUUAUGUAUGAAGAAUGUGUUCAGGAAACAAGUUGUUUGUGUAUUAUUUUCUGGCAAUGGGCUUGUGUACAGCACUAUUCAUAAUUGCAAUGCUCCAUCUUUAAUUGUAUUUUUUUUUUCUUGUUUUGUUCUUUUUCUCCUUGAAGCAUUCUUGUACAUAUUUUGUGGGAUUGCCUUUUUCCCUUCUGUUAAUUUUUAGUUUAGGUGAGGAUGUCAAAUGUGAGGGCUCAUUCUGUGAGGUGAGAGAUUAUUUUUUCACAGCCUUAAAGGGGAAGUGUGUAUGUGUACUUUUUUAUUUUUUUUAUUUUUGUAACAUAAUUUGCUCCACCACCUAAUCCCCCAAAAAAUAAAGCAAUGAAUGCAGACUGAUGAAACCAUAAAUCCAUGGUGAUUUGCAUGUAAAACAUGUUCCUCAUAAGAGUAAUUUUGUUUUUGUUUUUUACUAUUACAUAGACUAAAACUUGAAGUUAAUGCAGAGCACAUCUGUGUCUCCUCUAUGCUCCAAAACCAUUUGUCUGUUUUUUGGGGGGGGUUUUUUUUUUUUUUUUUUUUGCUCAUUGAUUUUGUGAAAGCUUUAUAUGUUUUUGUUUCAAUGUCAUGUUUAGUAUUUGUUCUACAGUAUCUUUGUAUGUAUGUUUCUUUGAUCUGUCUGUAUGGUUUCUGUGUCUGUUUUUAAUAUACAUAAACAGUUUUUUGAUA
Messenger RNA from Pseudophryne corroboree (corroboree frog), 3146 nucleotides. RefSeq names its product ring finger protein 41 (gene RNF41). NCBI's taxonomy places the organism in Eukaryota, Metazoa, Chordata, Amphibia, Anura, Myobatrachidae. Gene Ontology annotation, biological process: protein ubiquitination. The record is from RefSeq and is a predicted model, not a curated record. The transcript is spliced from 7 exons. The coding region runs from base 400 to 1353 and encodes 317 amino acids. Gene Ontology annotation, cellular component: endoplasmic reticulum tubular network. Gene Ontology annotation, molecular function: ubiquitin protein ligase activity.